Moneuplotes crassus is the source of this 843-nucleotide messenger RNA. The record is from the annotation of a GenBank genome assembly. Lineage: Eukaryota; Ciliophora; Spirotrichea; Euplotida; Euplotidae.
UUAAGUUUUUAUAAUAAUAAAAUGGAAAGUACUACUAAAGCUAUUGAAGAAGAGAACACCCAGAUAAUCAGCUUAGAGAAGUCUGUCCUGGCAGAAGCUAAGGAGCAAGAAGUCACCACAUGUCAGAGCAUCCUCUAUAAGAGUCGUCCAGAUAGAGAAUUUGAGCCAUCGGAUCCAGACUCCGAAGAAAUGUCAGGAAACAGUUUCCUUGGCAUUGAGUUGGACGAAAUCAGAGAUGAAAAACUGUUGAAAAGUUUGAAGUGUCCUAAGGUUUUUGAUAUAGAUUGCCUUCAUUUGGAUGAGAUUACUUCUAAAAAUAGGUGUUUUGUAAAUUUCUUACAAUCCUCAUUCCCAAAUAAAGUUAAGACUCUCAAUUUUUUGUCCAGUGAUCAAAUGGAUCUGAAAAGGUCCACCUACUUACACUCCCUGACCAGACUCAGCUCAAAAAUCGUUCAAAAAGUUUGCUUUAAAAAUUUCAGCAUCGGCCUGCCCCAACUGAAGAGGCUCGUGGCAGCUUUCAAGCAUGUGAGAACUUUGGGAUUAAUAUAUUGCAAGCUAUCUAUCCCAAGUGUUCCUGAUUUGUCAAAGGCUCUGAAGAAUUGCCAAAUCCAGGGAAUAUAUUUACAAGGAUCAGGAGACUCGGAUGGAAGUGAUUGGGAGAACAACUUCGACGAGUUCGAGAACUUGGUACAAGGAUUAGCAAGCUCUCCAGAUUUAAGAUUGAGUCUUGAAGAAGUAGAUGUCACUGAAUGCGGAGUAACCAAAAAUAAAGUUGAACAAGUCUUUGAAGAAAACCAGCUUGGAGGAGUUAACAUAAUUGUUGGUUUUUAAAUUUUGGCUAAA